This is a messenger RNA of Neurospora hispaniola, 375 nucleotides long. RefSeq lists its product as uncharacterized. The record is from RefSeq and is a predicted model, not a curated record. NCBI's taxonomy places the organism in Eukaryota, Fungi, Ascomycota, Sordariomycetes, Sordariales, Sordariaceae. The coding region runs from base 1 to 375 and encodes 124 amino acids. The transcript has a single exon.
AUGGAUCCCAAUUCGGGACCUCACCAUGAGACGUUGAGCCUCAGCUCUGUGUGCCAUUUCCCCGUCUUGUCCCAAUCAGAGACAUGCUGUUCCUUCAGCUACUGCAAGCCACGUUUGUUGCCCGCCCUUGAAUUGGCCCAAAGCAAGCCACGAGCAUCUGCAAUGGGACCCUUGACCACUGGACUCCCCCAAGGGUACCACCAGUGUGGAGGAAGAGGAAGAAGAGAUGGGGAGAUGGGUUCACGGGAAGAGGAGAAAAGGGCGUCAAAGUCAGGCACACUUGCCAGCCACCCGCGGGUCUCUCGCCAUGGCUGUGACUGGUAUCCUAUGGCCUUCUUCUGCAUGAAGGCAACCCGCUCUCGUAGCCCAGGCUGA